GUUACAAGGUCACUGUUUAGCCUUUCAAUCCUCGGGAUUUGAAUUCUCAGAGAAGUUAUGGAGUAAGAACUUUAGUGAUAUUCUGAUAGUAUUGGAAAAAGAAGUUAAAGGUAGUUUCUUCCCCUUCAAUGAAUCACAGAUUUCCACCAAUUGACGAUUACAAAAAUAAACAUUAAUCCAUUGCACUACACAAUCAUGAUUGGAGAAGCUAAUUCCAAUAAAUUUAAAUCAGUUUUCUACAGUGUUGGAAGUAAACCAUUGGAAAUGUGGACUCAACAUGUUUCCAAUGGUCGUGUAUGUCGUAUGACAGAUGAAGAAAUCCAGUCGUAUGUACUGGAAAUAUUAGGGCAAAAUAUAAGUACAACAUAUAUUACUUGCCCAAGUGAUACUAAAAAGAGUCUUGCUAUUAAAAUGCCUAUACUGGUUAUUGUAUUAAAGAAUUUGAAUAAAUAUUUUACUUUUGAAGUUCAGAUUCUUGAUGAUCAAAAUUUACGACGUAGAUUUCAUGCAAGUACUUGUCAAAGUGCUACACUUGUUAAACCAUUUGCUUGUAUGAUGCCAAUGAAACUUGAUGAUGGAUGGAAUCAAGUACAAUUCGAUUUAGCUGAUUUUACACGAAGAGCCUAUGGGACUACAUAUGUAGAAACAGUGAAAUUAAGUGUCUCUUGUAGAAAGUCUUAAGAUAAGUUGAACUUUUGCUUGUAUACUUUCCCGUUAAGUUCAUCUAUUUGCUUUAUAUUUAUUAUUUAUUUUAUUUUAUCCUUUAAUAUUUGCUUCAUAAAUCAGCAUAAAAUAAGAUGGCUGGACUAUAUUUCACAUAAACUAAGCUACUUGAAUUUAAUCAGUGGAGACUGACUAGCAGUGGAAACACAAUAUGUACGCUUCGUCUCAUUUGAGACUCAUCAUCUAGAUGUACACCUGCAUUCUCCAAUGAGUGAUGGUGUCCCCACCGAGGAUCGAAUCCAGUGCCCAUAGUUACAAACGCCAAAGAAUCAUCCACUAGACCACUAGGGCCAUGAGAGCCACCCUUGUGCAAUGGGUCUUAUUAAUUAUAUAACUCAAUAUGAUUUUCCCCGUUGAUUGAUUGGACCUAAGUGCUCAGUGGGAACACCACCACUCACUGGGGAACACAUGUAUAUCCAGAUGAUGGGUUCCAAAUUGAACGAAAUCCGCUUUAUCCUGAAUUUUACUGCUAGUCACCAUCCAAGAUAUAUGACCAGACAUCGCCAAAGCAUCUUUACAAGGAGUUGACAUGUUAACCUGAAACCGAGCACUUCUGUCCAAUCAAUCGACGGGAAAAUCUAAACCCAGUUAAAUACUCAACUUAUUACACAAACUGAAAGACAUUUAUUCUUUAGUAUCUGCAAAAUGGUUUUAUCAGUCUAUACUUAUCUAUCUUUUCAUAUGAGAAUUGUUUUGUCUUUAUUUUCUUUUCUUGGUAUUUCACCUUUGUUUAAAUUUUCCCUCAAGGUUGUCUUAAAAUAGAGUGACAAUGACCUGUUAACUGAAUAUAUUAAGUAAUCUAGGUGGAUAACACUUUUUGGUCAUUCUGCUUUUGUUUUCCUUUUCCUUGAAUGUGAACAUCCAACCAAACUGAACCGUGG
Molecule: messenger RNA, 1604 nt
Organism: Trichobilharzia regenti
Lineage: Eukaryota; Metazoa; Platyhelminthes; Trematoda; Strigeidida; Schistosomatidae
Source: the annotation of a GenBank genome assembly